UUCGUCGCACGCAUGCGCCCCGAAUAAAAUGCAAAGCAAACGCUCCGCUAGUCAUUAGCAAUCCUAUCUUGCGCGUGCCUGAGAUCGCUUCUACAACCAACCAGCAGGCUACCCCUGCGAAAUCAGGCUUUCAGAAUGUGCAGUUCAAGUGGGCGGAGCCACCGCUCUAACCGGCCUUUCAGAAAGAAGCCGCCUUAGCAACGGCUCUGCAAGAACGGCAGCCAUGACACAAUCUGUGGUGGUGCAGGUGGGUCAAUGCGGGAACCAGAUCGGCUGCCGUUUCUGGGAUCUGGCGCUGCGGGAACAUGCCACCGUCAAUCAGAAAGGAAUUUAUGAUGAAGCAUUGAGCAGUUUCUUUAGAAAUGUGGACACAAGGUCAGAUGAUGCUGAUACUUCCAGAGGAAAGAUUUGUUCCUUAAAAGCACGUGCUCUGCUGCUUGACAUGGAAGAGGGUGUAGUAAAUGAAAUUCUUCAAGGGCCAUUGAGAGAUGUCUUUGAUAGCAAGCAGCUGAUCACAGAUGUUUCUGGCUCAGGAAACAACUGGGCUGUAGGUCACAAAAUGUAUGGAUGUCAGUACGAAGAACGUAUUGUAGAAAAGCUGAGGAAGAUUGCAGAGCACUGUGACUGUCUGCAAUGCUUUUUUGUCAUUCAUUCCAUGGGAGGGGGGACAGGAUCUGGCCUUGGUACAUUUGUGCUAAAUGUGCUCGAAGAGCAAUUCCCAGAAGUGUAUAGAUUUGUUACUUCAGUUUAUCCUUCGAGGGAGGAUGAUGUCAUUACAUCUCCUUAUAACAGUGUCUUGGCUAUGAAGGAGCUCAGUGAGCAUGCGGACUGCGUAUUGCCAAUUGAAAAUGAAUCUUUAUUUGACAUAGUUAGUAAAAUUAAUCUAAUGACCAAAAGUGGAAAACUAAGCUCAAAUAUAAAGCAAGCUAGCUUGGUAACUUCAGGUGGAAUAAAAACUGCCAAGGAGAAACCCUUUGAUGCUAUGAACAAUAUUGUGGCCAAUUUACUGUUGAACUUAACAAGCUCUGCUAGGUUUGAAGGAUCACUUAAUAUGGAUCUUAAUGAAAUCACCAUGAAUUUGGUCCCAUUUCCUCAACUGCAUUAUUUGGUUUCCAGUUUAACUCCUCUGUACACGUUGGCUGAUGUUAAUGUGCCUUCUCGAAGGCUGGAUCAAAUGUUUUCAGAUGCUUUUAGUAAAGAUCACCAACUGAUAAGAGCUGACCCAAAGCACUGCUUGUAUCUUGCUUGUGCUCUUCUAGUCAGAGGAAAUGUGCAUGUUUCAGAUCUUCGCAGAAACAUAGAAAGAUUGAAACCUUCACUUAAUUUUGUCUCCUGGAACCAAGAAGGCUGGAAAACAGGCUUAUGUUCAGUACCUCCCGUGGGCCAUUCCCACUCAUUGUUGGCCCUGGCAAAUAAUACUUGUGUGAAACCUACUUUUCUAGAACUCAAGGAGAGAUUCUUGAGGCUGUACAAGAAAAAGGCUCACCUUCACCAUUACCUACACGCUGAUGGAAUGGAGCAGAGCUGCUUCUCUGAAGCCCUUUCAUCUUUGUCAGAUUUAAUAGAAGACUAUAAUCAGCUCGAUGCCACAAACUGUGGACCUGCAAUAGAUCCACCAAGACUGAAGAUAGCUAUGUAACAAUGAAAGUGAAAACCUUAAAAGUAAAGGAAGUUGCUAGCUAUGCAUGUGCAGUCCAACCUGCCUUAAACACUAUUCAUUGAUUUCAGUGGGAAAAACCUAAGAAUUUACUGCACAUGCCACAUAAAGUAAAGUAACAGAUGACCUUAUAUAGUAGCUCAGAAUAUCACUCUGAACAGACAGCUGAAAUGCUCAAUUUCAGUAGCAGUGCCAUAUCAAGUGAGUUACUUGUCCAAUUGUACAGAAGCUAGAUUAUGUACUUUAUAGCAAUAGAAGAAUAUAUUAUAUACUGUAUUGUAUUGUGCUUCUUGUUUAAGCACGAUAAUCAGAGAUAUUUUAUACAUUAAAUUAUAAAACACGU
Sphaerodactylus townsendi is the source of this 2000-nucleotide messenger RNA. RefSeq names its product tubulin epsilon 1 (gene TUBE1). Gene Ontology annotation, molecular function: structural constituent of cytoskeleton; GTP binding. Gene Ontology annotation, biological process: microtubule cytoskeleton organization; mitotic cell cycle. NCBI's taxonomy places the organism in Eukaryota, Metazoa, Chordata, Lepidosauria, Squamata, Sphaerodactylidae. The record is from RefSeq and is a predicted model, not a curated record. The coding region runs from base 224 to 1639 and encodes 471 amino acids. The transcript has 12 exons. Gene Ontology annotation, cellular component: cytoplasm; microtubule.